AUGUUCUGGGAGAAUAGCAAAGACACCCAUAAUGAAGUUGUUUCUUCAGCCAUGUCAAGAGAUAGAUUCGAAUUUAUUAUGUCAAAUUUGCAUUGUUGUGACAAUUCCAAGCUAUCUCAACAAGAUAGAUUUGCGAAAGUUCGGCCACUUUUUGAAGCAAUAAAUAGAAAUUUUCAACUUUUUUGCCCCGUACGAGCUGCACAAUCAGUUGAUGAGUCCAUGGUACCUUACUUCGGGAGGCACGGCUGUAAGCAGUUCAACAAAGGGAAGCCAAUCCGUUAUGGAUUCAAAAUAUGGAUGGGUGCAAUAUCAUCUUCAGACUGCGCUGGCUAUUGUGUGUGGUUGGAACCCUAUCAGGGAUCAAACACUCAAAUUCCCACGAUGUACAAAUUGUUUGGCUUAGGGCCAUCCGUUGUGCUGCAUUACAGUACCGUAUUGCGCCAAAUGCUAUCUCUCCCGUAUCACAUUUUUUUCGAUAAUUUCUUUACUACUGUGCCACUUUUGGAGGAACUUUUGCGGCAUAACAUUAGAGGUACGGGGACAGUGCGGGAGAACAGAAUGUCGAAAUGCACAGUCCAGUCAAAAACUGACAUGAAAAAAACUACGAGAGGUACAUAUGACUACGGGUCAACCGAGAAUAAAGUACUAAUCGUCAAGUGGAAUGACAAUAAUAUCAAGCGAUGA
Molecule: messenger RNA, 684 nt
Organism: Acanthoscelides obtectus
Lineage: Eukaryota; Metazoa; Arthropoda; Insecta; Coleoptera; Chrysomelidae
Source: the annotation of a GenBank genome assembly